AUGAAUCUAAAGUCACAAUCGGUGGUAUAUGUUUUAGUGGUAAAGAACAUAUAUAAUGGCUUGGAUCGAAUUGUUUCUGGUUUUAUGUGGAACAUUUUUUGUGGGAAGUGAAAAGGUGGUGGUAUGCUACUACGGAACCUGGGCAACAUACAGACAGGGGCUUGGCAAGUUCGCUGUUGACAACGUGAACACAGAACUAUGUUCGCACGUGGUGUAUAGUUUUGUCGGCAUAGACAAUCAAGGGACAAUCGUCUCACUUGAUCCCUACCUGGAUUUGGACACUGGCAAUGGUAACUUCAGAAAGUUCACCAAACUUAAAGAGGAGAAUCCGAAUCUAAAAACAAUAUUAGCAGUCGGAGGCUGGAACGAAGGUUCUGCCAAAUUUUCUAUUAUGGCAGCAAACCCAAUCUUCCGCAACAAUUUCAUAAGGAGUUCUCUUCAAUUCAUCGAAGACUACAACUUUGAUGGACUGGACCUCGACUGGGAGUAUCCAAACCGUCGCGACACUGUCCAUGGUGCAGCUGACAUCGAAAACUUCACGCUGCUCACUAAGGAGCUGAGAGAGGAGUUUGACAAGCGCGGCUUGCUGCUGACUUCAGCUGUGUCGUCUAAUAAGGCUAGCGCGGAGUGGUCCUAUGAUAUUCCGGAGAUUUCCAAAUACCUAGACUUCAUACACAUAAUGACUUACGACAUGUACGGUAGCUGGGAUCCAAUCACCGGCCACAACUCCCCCCUACACAAGGGAGAGGGGGACACUGGCAAUCGAGAUGAUCUGUAUACUGUUGAUGUAGCUGUCGAGUAUUGGCUCAGUCAAGGCUGUCCUCCCUCGAAGCUGGUCCUGGGAAUGCCUCUCUAUGGCAGGACAUUCACCCUCACAAACUCGGCGGUCAACGGAGUGCGAGCGCCAUCUAGCGGACCGGGGCUGUCAGGACAAUAUACUGCUACAGCCGGCUUCAUGGGGUAUAACGAGAUCUGCGAAAAGCUCAACACCGAAGCUUGGGAUGUCAGAUACGAUAGUCUAGCUAAAGUGCCUUACGCUGUUCAAGGCAGUAACUGGAUAUCAUACGAUGACGCUGAAUCAUUAACAAAGAAAGGCGAAUACGCCAACAGUCUGAAUCUCGCCGGAGGAAUGGUCUGGAGUAUAGAAACUGAUGAUUUCAAUAACGUAUGCGGUGAUGGAGAAUUUCCUCUAUUAACAGCUAUAAAUAAAGCUCUAGGUAGAAUUGGAAAUGGUGCUACAACUGAAGGGACCGAAAAACCUGUUACAUCUACAGACGCGAGUACCACUACUGAAGAACCUAAUACUACUACAACAAAAGAAACCAGUACGACCACAGUAGGAGUUAGUACGACCACUGUAGAUGCUAGCACGACUACUAAAGAGCCCAGUACGACAACCACAGAGAUUAUUACAACAACUAAAGAAACUAGUACAACUUCUAAGCCUGAAAUAUCAACUGAAGAGCCUACUACAACACCUAAAGAUAUCGAUGUUGAAACUACUGAAGCAAGCACAACCUUCGUCUGCAACGAAGAAGGCUUCACACCGAACCCUGUGGACUGUUCAUCAUUCUACUUCUGUGUAAACGUGAACGGAUAUUUGGAGCCGAGAAAGUUUGAAUGCCCCGCCACCACCUACUGGGAUCAGACGACGUUUACAUGUAAUUAUAGGGAUGAGGUGGAGUGCCAUUUAGAUUAAAUCUAAUCUGUGAACGAUGUCUAUAAAUCUCGUGUUGUUCAUUUUAGAAUAAGUUGCACCGGUCAACUUUGUCAACGCUGAUGUAGACAAAAUGGCGUAUCUACCUACCUACUGUGCUAUUUUCUGCGCAGGUUAAAGUUAACGUCAAAAUCGACUAAUGCAACCCACUCUACUCUGUCAACUCUGAAAUAAAGAUCGAAAUAGCAACAUUUUCCAAAUUAAUUAUAUUUACCCUCAAAAUGUUCUGGAUACUACAUAUUGUGUACUUACUUAACCCGUAGCUUCGCCCGCGUUUCCCACGGGAAUAGUAUUAUUUUUGUAAUAUGCAAAAUUUUAAUAAAAUUGAAUGGAUAAAUCAGCAAGGCUGUACGAUUUGUAGAAAACAAAUAUAUAUUUAUUUAAUAUCACUUUUAUACAACCCUUUAUUGUCAUCAAAGAGAUCAUCACUUUGCAGUCUUGUUUGUUUGUUUGUAAUAACUUUAUUGCACGAAAAAAGGUACAUUCAUCAAUAUUAAUACAAGAAAGAUACAUUGUACAACGGCGGACUUAUCCCACGUAGGGAUCUCUUACA
Molecule: messenger RNA, 2270 nt
Organism: Plodia interpunctella (Indianmeal moth)
Lineage: Eukaryota; Metazoa; Arthropoda; Insecta; Lepidoptera; Pyralidae
Product: probable chitinase 2
Exons: 8
Coding region: 56-1699 (547 amino acids)
Biological process (GO): carbohydrate metabolic process; chitin catabolic process
Cellular component (GO): extracellular region
Molecular function (GO): chitinase activity; chitin binding
Source: RefSeq, a predicted model, not a curated record